AUGGGAGAUAUAAGGAUGAUCACUGGGGGCAGCACUUCUAGUUCCUCUAAGGAGGCAUAUAAGGCAUACCUACAGAUGAUUCAGAACAUUCAAUUAAUAAGGUACGCCCCGAAGAUGGCACGGGUUGACAAUCCCAUCAUUGGGUUCACAGAGGAAGAUGCCCGACGUCUCCACCAACCACACGAUGAUGCACUUGUAGUCAAUAUAUGGGUAGGAGACUACAAUAUCUACAGGGUACUGGUAGACAACAGAAGCUCCGCAAAUAUUUUGUACUAUCCAGCCUUUCAGCAAAUGAGAGUAGAAAAGGAACGAUUGAUCCCAGUAAGCACCUCGCUGGUAGGUUUUGGAGGAACAAGGGUGUACCCGUUAGGUGUAGUCACCCUACCGGCUGUAACAUCAACCUACCAUCUGAUGAUCAGGUUCCCCACUGAGUAUGGGGUAGGAGAAGUAAGAGGCGAUCAGGUAGCAGUGCGUGAAUACUACAUUGCGAUGCUGGAAAUGGAUGACCACCAGCAAACCAUGUGCAUAGAGGAACAACGAGCAGCAGAGCCUGUAGAAGAACUAGAGGAAGUAACCCUUGACGACUCAAGACCUGAGUGGACGACUAGAGUGGGAACGUUGGCUAGACAGUCGGUUCGUAACGAGCUCAUGACGUUUCUAAGGGAGAAUCAGGACGUAUUCACCCAGAGUCACAAAGACAUGCCAGGGAUUGAUGCAGAUUUCAUUCGAGAAAUAUACUACCCGGACUGGUUGGCGAACGUGGUUAUGGUCAAAAAGGCCAAUGGAAAGUGGAGGAUGUCCGUAGACUUCACGGACUUCAAUAUAGCCUGCCCUAAAGACAGUUACCCGCUUCCACGAAUAGAUACCUUGGUAGACUCGACCGCAAGACAUUAG
Quercus robur (English oak) is the source of this 894-nucleotide messenger RNA. RefSeq lists its product as uncharacterized. The record is from RefSeq and is a predicted model, not a curated record. Bases 1 to 894 code for a protein of 297 amino acids. The transcript is spliced from 2 exons. Lineage: Eukaryota; Viridiplantae; Streptophyta; Magnoliopsida; Fagales; Fagaceae.